Messenger RNA from Brachypodium distachyon (stiff brome), 1879 nucleotides. Its product is annotated as ribonuclease 3-like protein 3. Lineage: Eukaryota; Viridiplantae; Streptophyta; Magnoliopsida; Poales; Poaceae. The record is from RefSeq and is a predicted model, not a curated record. Gene Ontology annotation, cellular component: nucleus; cytoplasm. The transcript is spliced from 5 exons. The coding region runs from base 284 to 1258 and encodes 324 amino acids. Gene Ontology annotation, biological process: siRNA processing. Gene Ontology annotation, molecular function: ribonuclease III activity; RNA binding.
GCCAAGCCAUACACACAUCUUCACGGAAAAAAGAAAGCGGGUGGUGCACAUAGAACACAUCUCCAAGUCGUCGUCGACCCAAACGACCAACGCCGCAGUUAAGAUAGCUGAAACCCUCUUUGGCUCUCUCCUUCCUCCAUCGACCAAUCUCGUGUCCCUCUUUUCCGUUUCCGACCGCCCUCCGGAGUCUUCCAGAAACCGCGCCGGCGCCGCGCGCCUGCUCCUCAGCUUUUUAAACAAACGCCUCCACCGUUCCCCCGAUCUACUCCUAUCUCUAGUAGCAAUGGACACGCCGUCUCCUCCAGCCGCCGACAACGAGAUGCCUAGGGAGGAGGAGAGCCUGGAGCGCGAGGAGGCGCCGCCGUGGUUCGCGCCGCCGAUGGGCCCGGAGGACGUGGCCGCCGUGGAGACCCUCCUCGGGUACGAGUUCGGGGACAAGUCCCUGGUGGGGGAGGCGCUCACGCACGGCUCCUACUACUACCCUUACCCGCCCGGCGACUCCACCUACGAGCGGCUCGAGUACCUCGGCGACGGCGUGCUAACCUGCCUCAUGUCCCGGGAGGUCUUCCUCACCUACCGCAGCCUCCCGCCCGGCCCGCUCACGCGCCUCCGCGCAGCCAACGUCGACAAGGAGAAGCUCGCGCGCGUCGCCGUCGAGCACGGCAUCCACCGCUUCCUCCGCCACAAGGCGCCGCAGCUCGAUGGACAGAUUGAUGAUUUUAUAAAAGAAUUAUGCAAGUACAAGUAUCAUUCGAAUGGACUAUUGGAUGCUCCAAAAGUGCUAUCUGACAUUGUGGAAUCCCUAAUUGGCGCCAUAUACCUUGACUCUAACUUCAAUCAAGAAGUAGUUUGGCGGGUUUUUCGAAAUUUGGCUGAUCCACUUAUUAGCCUUGAGACCUUAGGCAAGCAUCCCGUAAGCGAGCUUUUAGAAUUUUGUCAAAAGACUCGGCGAGGCCUUCAGUUCGUGAAAGACGGAUGGGAUAAGCAUUUGAAGGUUGAUGUUUUGGUUGAUGGUUGUGGUCGUCAGGAGGUGUUCUUGAGAAGCAUAGGAGAGGGUGGUGGGGAGGUGCUCCGGAUUGCUGCUGUGCUCACUUUUUUUCUUGGAGGAAGUCAACAAAGACACCUAGACUUUAGUGAAGUAGUUUUCAGUUUUGUUGCCUUUGUCAUUUUUAAGUCAUAUUCUUAUGAUUCAUUAUCAGCCAAUGCAUCAAUAUUGUUUCAGUUAGUAUUACUAUUACGGAGACUUGUAAGUUAUUGAUUUUUCAGUCUAAGCAUGUGUUUUGUUAGUAUCAGGUUAUUCUUGUUGCUCAUCUGUUUGGACUUAGAAUAUUCUAAGUUUUUUUGUUUUAAUUCUCUAUUGUUUCAUUGUUAUUAAAGAGAUUUCAAAAUUUAGUAAAAUGGGUUUCCGGAGUGCGAUGGUGCUUAAAUCAGGGUAUCUCCUGUAAUUUGCAGCUAAGUUAUAGUGUGUGUUUUUAUUUUCAGCUAAAGUGCUUUUUAAGCAGAGGGAGAAUAGUAAUUCAGUGUGUUGAGAUAUGUUAUUUUUGACAUGUAGUCUUUGGUUUUUACAUAUCUGUAUACUGCAGUCGCAAUGUUUUCUCUUGUCUGAAUUAUCGAUCAAUUUCCUUUGUCAAAUUAACGGUUACAUUCUGCCUUUUUAGAUUAGUUGUGUUGUUCUUUUUUGCAGAAAGUUACUCCCUAAACGGGUUUGAAAACAGGCCAAACAAGUCAAACGAGGACAUGGUAAAAGUCUCGGCUCAGUAGUGAUUUUUUUUUAUUUUUUAUCAAGUGUUUGGCUUUAGGGAUAGGUAACUAAAGGGGAAUAUCUGACUAAGGACAAAUUCAAAAUUUCUAAAGUAAAUUGGUACGUUUUUUUCUAGUA